AGUCACGUGACGCCUCAGCUGACUGGCUCAGGAUCACUGGAAUUUGUUGAAUGACAUCUACUUGCGAGUUAGCUAUUUACCUUUCAUGGUUAUAGGCUAGAGUAUCCGUGAUAUAUUGAAAACGUAUAGCUAGCUAUCCUACAGAUCUAACAAGAGGAAUAGACCACGUUGUUCAACUGAAACUACAGGAUGUCAGGCAAAGACAGGAUCGAAGUGUUCCCCUCUCGAAUGGCUCAGACCAUUAUGAAGGCACGUUUGAAAGGUGCACAAACGGGCCGGAACCUGCUCAAAAAGAAAGCGGACGCGCUGUCUAUGCGCUUCCGACAGAUACUGCGAAAGAUCAUAGAGACCAAGACUCUGAUGGGGGAGGUGAUGAGGGAGGCUGCAUUUUCCCUAGCUGAAGCAAAGUUUGCUGCUGGAGAUUUCAGUACCACAGUGAUCCAGAAUGUGAAUAAAGCUCAGGUGAAAGUCCGGGCAAAGAAGGACAACGUGGCAGGUGUCACCCUGCCAAUUUUUGAACACUAUCAAGAGGGAGGGGACAGCUAUGAGCUGACUGGUCUGGCCAGAGGGGGAGAGCAGCUGGCCAAACUGAAGAGGAAUUAUGCCAAGGCAGUGGAGCUGCUGGUGGAGUUAGCCUCCUUGCAGACCUCGUUUGUAACGCUGGAUGAGGCCAUCAAGAUCACCAACCGCCGCGUGAACGCCAUCGAACACGUGAUCAUCCCUCGUAUUGAGCGUACCCUGGCCUAUAUAAUCUCUGAGCUGGAUGAGAGGGAGAGAGAGGAGUUCUACAGGCUGAAGAAGAUCCAGGAGAAAAAGAAAGAGUCAAAGAAGAGGAUGGAGCUGGAAAUUGCCGCACGCUUGGCCAAACUAGGCCCCAUUGCCGAACCCGUCAACCUGCUGGCAGAGGAAGCCGACGAGGACAUGCUGUUUGAGUGACAGGUCCAUGGGCGGGGCCUGCCCCUUCUCUUAUUUAUUAUAAGCCUCUGAGACCAUUUUGUCUUUGGAACUAAAAUUGUGCUUUUUUUUGUUCUUGGUUAAUUUGUCCUGUGCUUUGUUGUCAUUUUUUUUGUUCGCCUCAGAUGAACACUUGUGUUGAUGAAUGAGUAUUUUACUUGAUUUUCUUUAUCGCACAAACCUGUCUGUGUUGCUGGUUCAUUGCAGUGUUCAGAGACCAAAUAAAAGAUGGUUAAGGAUUCAUGUGGUAAAAAAAACUAGGAAAUGUGGAAAGGGAGGGAAAAGGAAUUGCGGUGGUGAUUCAGAGCACUCUUUAGAGGUUGGUCACAAAGUUCAUGAAGACCAACUCACUUCACUGACUGCUAAUGCACACCAGAUUAGUUAAAAUAUAGCUGCAUACUAACAAUAACUACAGACGACCAGACAGAACUGUGGAACUACAGUUCCCACUGGGAGUGUCCCUGAUACAAAAAGGAAUAUGUUAAAAGAAAUUGUAGCUUAAAAAUUGUAAAUUUUACUGAAAAUAUGUUAGUAGCAAUUAGCUAUAAUGGCUAGGUGUACAAGAUUUGUCACUGAUUUAUUCAGGUGUACAACGGCCUGGCAUGCGUCUCCUUUGCAGCCUUAUUGUAAUUGGCCCAGUCCAAUCUCUCUUGUAAAAUGUGCCGGCUUGCUUUUCAUCUCAGUAUAAUGUUUUGCCAAGUAAACCGUGGGUUGCCAUUGGAUUUUAUGGCGCUCGGCUAGCAGUAGUAAGUGUGAUUGAUUGUGUUGCUUUCAGUGCAUUUGGGCCUCACUGUUAAGUCAUAUAUUCACAUACUGUUCUGUGACCAAGCAUGGGCAAAAACAUGUCCUCUCUCUACCAUUGUGAAAACCAAGAACGCGUUCUCAAUCGCUCUGUUCUCCCUCCCCCGUCCCAGAUGGGGUGUUCAAACAUUCAAUUUGCUGCCCUAUGACCACCCUGUAGCUAAGGACCUCCACCUCAAAAUGGCCAACAUUUCACAUCUUUAUUCAAGUAGCUGCAAUGCAUUGGCUAUUUAACACACUGGUACAUAAAAGUAUGUGUAAAUCUUCCCAUUAUAAAUAUAUGGUUCUGUACAAGACAUAGGUACUUAGGCAAUAUAAGUGUUUAAUUAUAGCGAUCGCAAUAUUACCCAGGAACUGUAAAUCGAUGUCUGUUUAGAGUCUUAAAUUAUGUCAUUAAAGAAAUGUUAAAAUACAA
Messenger RNA from Anguilla rostrata (American eel), 2170 nucleotides. It is a transcript of the gene atp6v1d, whose product is annotated as ATPase H+ transporting V1 subunit D. Gene Ontology annotation, cellular component: proton-transporting V-type ATPase complex. The coding region runs from base 190 to 936 and encodes 248 amino acids. Lineage: Eukaryota; Metazoa; Chordata; Actinopteri; Anguilliformes; Anguillidae. Gene Ontology annotation, molecular function: proton-transporting ATPase activity, rotational mechanism. The transcript is spliced from 9 exons. The record is from RefSeq and is a predicted model, not a curated record.